This is a messenger RNA of Lacerta agilis (Sand lizard), 2093 nucleotides long. It is a transcript of the gene KLHL7, whose product is annotated as kelch like family member 7. The coding region runs from base 103 to 1863 and encodes 586 amino acids. The record is from RefSeq and is a predicted model, not a curated record. Gene Ontology annotation, cellular component: Cul3-RING ubiquitin ligase complex. Gene Ontology annotation, molecular function: protein binding. NCBI's taxonomy places the organism in Eukaryota, Metazoa, Chordata, Lepidosauria, Squamata, Lacertidae. The transcript has 11 exons. Gene Ontology annotation, biological process: protein ubiquitination.
GCUGGAGCCUGGCUGGCUGGCUGCCGUUUAUGACAGGGCGUCGGUUCGGGAAGCCUUCGGUUCGUCGCCGGCGAGAGGGAGGCGAGGGAAGGGGAAGGGAGCAUGGCGGCCUCGGCGUCGGAGAAAAGCAGCAAGAAGAAGACGGAGAAGAAACUCGCCGCCCGGGAAGAAGCCAAAUUGCUGGCCAGCUUCAUGGGGGUCAUGAACACCAUGAGGAAGCAAAAAACACUCUGUGAUGUCAUUCUCAUGGUCCAGGAAAGGAAGAUCCCAGCUCAUCGUGUUGUACUUGCUUCAGCAAGUCACUUCUUUAACUUGAUGUUUACCACAAAUAUGAUUGAAUCAAAGUCUUAUGAAGUGGAGUUAAAAGAUGCAGAGCCAGAUAUUAUUGAGCAGCUUGUGGAGUUUGCUUAUACUGCAAGAAUUUCCGUAAACAGCAACAAUGUCCAGUCAUUGUUAGAUGCUGCAAAUCAAUAUCAAAUUGAACCUGUGAAAAAAAUGUGUGUGGACUUCUUAAAAGAGCAAGUUGAUGCUUCAAAUUGUCUUGGUAUAAGUGUGUUAGCGGAGUGCCUUGACUGCCCAGAGCUCAAGGCUACUGCAGAUGACUUUAUCCACCAGCAUUUCACAGAGGUUUACAAGACAGACGAGUUUCUGCAGCUAGAUGUUAAACGUGUAACACAUCUCCUGAAUCAAGACACGCUAACUGUAAGAGCAGAAGAUCAGGUUUAUGAUGCUGCCGUCAGGUGGCUGAAAUAUGAUGAGCCAAACCGACAGCCUUACAUGGUUGACAUUCUUGCUAAAGUCAGGUUUCCUUUAAUUUCAAAGAAUUUCCUCAGUAAAACAGUACAAGCUGAGCCACUUAUCCAGGACAACCCUGAGUGCCUCAAAAUGGUUAUCAGUGGCAUGAGAUACCAUCUGCUUUCUCCAGAGGACAGAGAAGAGUUGGUGGAUGGCACUCGCCCGCGAAGAAAAAAGCACGAUUACCGCAUUGCCUUGUUUGGUGGCUCACAGCCACAGUCGUGUCGGUAUUUUAAUCCAAAGGAUUACAGCUGGACAGACAUCCGAUGUCCCUUUGAAAAGCGGAGGGAUGCAGCUUGUGUUUUCUGGGACAACGUGGUUUAUAUUUUGGGCGGCUCCCAACUUUUCCCUAUAAAGCGAAUGGACUGUUACAAUGUUGUGAAAGACAGCUGGUAUUCCAAGCUGGGGCCUCCAACACCUCGGGAUAGCCUUGCAGCUUGUGCAGCAGAGGGUAAAAUAUAUACAUCUGGUGGUUCUGAAGUAGGAAAUUCUGCAUUAUAUUUGUUUGAAUGUUAUGAUACCAGAACAGAAAGUUGGCACACAAAGCCCAGUAUGCUGACUCAGCGAUGCAGUCAUGGGAUGGUGGAGGCAAAUGGUCUCAUAUAUGUAUGCGGAGGAAGUUUAGGAAACAAUGUUUCUGGAAGAGUCUUGAAUUCCUGUGAAGUUUAUGAUCCAGCAACAGAAACGUGGACAGAGCUGUGUCCGAUGCUUGAAGCCCGAAAAAAUCAUGGACUUGUGUUUGUGAAAGACAAAAUAUUUGCCGUUGGGGGACAGAAUGGCUUAGGUGGCUUAGACAAUGUGGAAUAUUAUGACAUUAAAGUGAAUGAGUGGAAGAUGGUUUCGCCCAUGCCAUGGAAAGGUGUGACUGUAAAAUGUGCUGCUGUGGGUUCCAUAGUUUAUGUCUUAGCAGGCUUUCAGGGUGUAGGUCGUUUGGGGCACAUCCUUGAAUAUAAUACUGAAACUGAUAAAUGGAUAGCCAACUCUAAAGUUCGUGCUUUCCCAGUGACCAGCUGUUUAAUCUGUGUAGUUGAUACUUGUGGAGCAAAUGAGGAGACACUAGAAACAUGAAGAUUUCAGGAUUGCUACUUGUGAUGCUUCUGCAUUUCAAUUUCAUCUUGUCAAGAUGUCGGUACUACAGAAUUUUUUUGGAUGAAAUCCUUCACUUUAUCUCCACUAUGUGUAUAAGGUGGAUUUGCUUGUCAAAGUUUUAUUUUUUGGAAGUAACUCAAGAAUCUACAACCCUACAUUGAAGACACAUGAAGUUUCCUUAAGAUGCAUGUGUGCAGUUUUGCCACAAA